This is a messenger RNA of Mucor mucedo, 567 nucleotides long. Its product is annotated as class I glutamine amidotransferase-like protein. Gene Ontology annotation, molecular function: protein deglycase activity. Gene Ontology annotation, cellular component: cytosol; nucleus. The transcript has 4 exons. NCBI's taxonomy places the organism in Eukaryota, Fungi, Mucoromycota, Mucoromycetes, Mucorales, Mucoraceae. The record is from RefSeq and is a predicted model, not a curated record. Gene Ontology annotation, biological process: protein deglycation, glyoxal removal; guanine deglycation, glyoxal removal. The coding region runs from base 1 to 567 and encodes 188 amino acids.
AUGAGUGGAAAAAAGGCUAUUGUAUUAUUAACUGAAGGAGCUGAAGAAAUGGAAUUCACCAUCACGGUGGAUGUUUUACGUCGUGCCAAAAUCGAUGUUACGGUUGCCAGUGUAAAAGUCACUCAAGCAUACGCUACUUGCAGUCGUGGUGUCAAGAUUUGUCCUGAUGUCACUUUUGAAGAGAGCCAUUUCAAAGCUGAAGACUAUGAUGCAGUUAUUAUCCCUGGUGGUGCUGGUAGUGCAAAAACACUCAGCGCGCACGAAGGUGCCAAGGCUCUUGUCAUGGAAUUCUACAAGCAUCAUAAAAUCGUGGCAUUUAUUUGUGCUGGUACACUUGUUGCAAAAGCAGCAGGUAUUCCCCAUUCUCAUACUGUCACUUCUUAUCCUGGCGCUGUCAAGGAGCAAUUAGUCAAUGUCUACAAGUAUUCUGAGGAACGAGUGGUUGUGGAUGAUAACGUCAUUACGAGUCGUGGACCAGGUACAUCCUUCUUAUUCGCAUUAACCCUUGUUGAACAACUUGUCGAUGUUAAGGUACAACGAACACUUACAACACCUUGGCUCUCAUAA